Molecule: messenger RNA, 1842 nt
Organism: Trichoderma gamsii
Lineage: Eukaryota; Fungi; Ascomycota; Sordariomycetes; Hypocreales; Hypocreaceae
Exons: 5
Coding region: 1-1842 (613 amino acids)
Biological process (GO): kinetochore assembly; attachment of mitotic spindle microtubules to kinetochore; spindle attachment to meiosis I kinetochore
Cellular component (GO): kinetochore
Molecular function (GO): centromeric DNA binding
Source: RefSeq, a predicted model, not a curated record
AUGCCUAGAGGCGGCGGCGGCGGGCGGAGAGGCGGCGACUCCUCAGCUGAGCCCGAAGCUAUCCAUGAGCUUGGAGUUCGAGGCCGGAAAACAGGCGCCUUCUUGAAGGACACUGGCGAGCGCGAUGAGCAUGGUAUGCAGCCUCUGGACGCCAUUUUCUCGUCGCCGGGCGAUGCCGAGACCCGGAACGAGUCUGGGAGCGAGGAUAUGGAGAUAUCAUCAAGUGCUGGACCAGGGCCGCGAACAGUCCUUAAGAACCGACACAGCUUCCAAAAUGCGACAUCAUCUUCCCCGACGCGCAACCCUAGCGCUGAGAAAGCAGCUCGAAGGCUCGACUUUUCAGGGAAAGCAGGAAACAAAGCGGCCGCCAAGACGAAUGGAAAGCCCAAGGCGGCUGCGGUCAAUGGCGUUUCACGGCGACUAGAAGAUUCAGAGUCGGAAGAGUUGGACGACGUCAUGGGCGUGAGCGAAAACGACGCGGCGGUGGACGAUGUGGCUGAGGAGUCCAUGAUGAUGGUUGAUUCAGCACAGCUAUCACCACAGAAGAAGCGCGGUAAGCAAGCCAAGGAAGCUCCGCCAUCGAAGCCCAAAGCGCCUAAAGUUGCCACGCGAGCUCCGGCGAGGCUACCUUCAGAGGAAUCAGAACCUGAACAGCAAGAAGAGGAGCCCGAAGAAGAGGAGCUAGAGCAGGACGAGCCCCAAGAGGAGCCACCUAGUACCAAACAAAAGGGCCGGCCAGCAAAACAAGAUCAGAAAUCGUCCUCUCAGUCAUCGAAGAAGCGAGGACCGCCACGAAAGUCCCCGCGCGAAGAUACCCCCGAAGAAUCACGAGAGCCAUCUGAAGAGGAGGAAGAGGAAGAAGAAGAAGAGGAUGCGGCACCGCGAAAGAAGCAGCGCACAACAGCCGCCAAAGCCGGCUCAUCAAAGUCAAAACCUUCAACUAAAGGCAAAGACGCUGCUCCUGCUCGAGGGAAUAUCGUUGUACCAAUAUCAAAAGGGCCAAAGGGCAAGCCCAAAGCCGAGCCCAAGACCAAAGGCCGCCCUGGACGAAAGCCCAAGAAUGCCGGCUCAGGUGGAGACGAAGAUGGAGACGUUGGGGAAACUUCCUUUGCGGCGCUGCAGCGCGGGCCGCCUAUGCCCAAGUCUCGAGGCCUGGUAUCUUUGCGCAAGGAUCUGGACGACACAAUGACGCAGACAAGAUCCGGACGACACUCUUACCGGCCGGUUCAGUACUGGAGGGGCGAACAGGUGGUCCGAGAAGAUGAGGAGCAGGCGGACAUGUUUGCCAAGGACCGUUUCGUUUUACCGAGCAUCAAGGAGAUUGUUCGUGUGCCUGAAGAAGAGGUCCGCAGUAGGACCACUACAUCAAAGAGCAAAGGACGGCCCAAACCGAAAAAGCCCGUGGUGGAAGAAGAAUAUGAAGAAUGGGAGGUCAGCCCCGGCACCGUGGAGGGCGAGAUUGUAAUAUGGGAAACCGAACAUGAGGAGCACCCUCCCGCAGACGACGAGCCUGUCCAAGUAACGGACGAGCGCAUCGCCAUCUCAGCCAAAGCGGUGCAGACGUCAGAGAUUCGUGAUGCGACGUUCCGAUUCGCAAAGACGUUGACGAUGCCGUUUAUGGGUGCUGGCGUGGUCGAUCUGCCUCCAGGGGGCGAGAAGCGGCCCAAGAACUCGAGGAAAAUGCACAUGGUCUUUUUUGUGCAUACCGGAAAGGUCAUGGUGACGAUCAACGAGGCGCAGUUUCGCAUAUCGGCAGGCGGUAUGUGGUUUGUGCCAAGAGUCGAGUGUUCUUUUGCCAAGCCUGUGAAAUAUCACCUUCACAGUUUGAAGCUUCGCAGAUGA